UGCGAGAGAGUGAGGACCAGAGAAAAAGAGACUGACCUUUUACCCAAACUCUCACUACCUGUUAGUGACCUCCUGAGCAGCAGAAAGUUACUCUUUCCUACUGGAUUACAAAACUAGGAUUUGUGUCUUGACCCACGAUUUAUCAUGAAGCUCAUCCUGUUGACUGUGACUGUGCUAUUUCUGGUGGUGGGAGAAGGCACUGCAGACAGAAUCCUUUCCAGACGGACCAAGAGGGAGCUUGCCAGUCCUCUCCAUGUUGGCGGCAUCAGGGACCCAUUUGGCUCCUACUGCCAGAGAAGAGGAGGCUGCUGUCCUGGCAGAGAUGACCUGUGCACCGUGCCGUACUUGGACACAAUCUGCUACUGUGACCUGUUCUGCAACCGCACGGUGUCCGACUGCUGCCCCGACUUCUGGAGUCACUGUCUUGGCGUGCAGCCACCUUUCAUCGGCACCUGUGAAAGAAAUGGAAACAGGUUCUUUACAGGGCAAACAUACAAAGAAAACUGCAAUUUAUGCACAUGUGGGACUUCUGGACGCUGGGAGUGUGAGCAGAACGCCUGUCUGAUUGAGCCUGACAUUAUCCAAGCUGUCAACAGAGGAAACUAUGGGUGGAAGGCAGCUAACUACAGUGAGCUCUAUGGCAUGACUUUAGAUGAAGGCAUCCGCUACCGACUGGGCACACAAAGACCGACCAGAACAGUCAUGAACAUGAAUGAGAUUCAGAUGAACAUGGAUCCUCAGAGUGACAGCCUGCCGCCCUACUUCAAUUCAGCAGAAAAGUGGCCGGGGAAGAUUCAUGAACCGCUGGAUCAGGGCAACUGUGCUGCUUCCUGGGCCUUCUCAACAGCAGCUGUGGCAUCAGACAGAAUCUCCAUCCAGUCGAUGGGCCACAUGACUCCUCAGCUGUCUCCCCAAAAUCUUAUUUCCUGUGACACACGCAACCAGGGAGGCUGUGCUGGAGGACGCAUAGAUGGAGCCUGGUGGUAUCUCCGGCGCAGGGGAGUUGUGACAGAAGAAUGUUACCCAUAUCAACCUCCCCAGCAAACGCCGGCAGAGGUGGGCCGCUGCAUGAUGCAGAGUCGCUCGAUUGGACGGGGGAAGAGGCAAGCCACGCAGCGCUGCCCCAACACGCACAACUACCACAAUGACAUCUACCAGUCCACACCACCCUACAGGCUCUCAUCCAAUGAAAAGGAGAUCAUGAAGGAGAUCAUGGAUAAUGGCCCCGUGCAAGCUAUUAUGGAGGUCCACGAGGACUUCUUUGUCUAUAAGACUGGGAUCUACAAACACACAGAUGUCAGUUUCACUAAACCGCCACAAUACCGCAAACAUGGUACACACUCAGUCAGGAUCACCGGGUGGGGAGAAGACAGAAAUUUAGAUGGAACAUCAAGAAAAUAUUGGAUUGCUGCCAACUCCUGGGGAAAGAACUGGGGUGAAAAUGGCUACUUCCGGAUUGCUCGUGGGGAAAAUGAGUGUGAGAUCGAAACGUUUGUGAUCGGCGUGUGGGGCAGAAUCUCAAUGGAAGACAUGCACAACCAUCAUCACCACCAUCAUCACAGCCACAUUUAAAGACACUGCAGAUGUUAAAACCCUAUUAAAACCUCUAUCUUCUUCCCAACUACGGUUGGUUUUUUUUUAAUGCAGAAGAGCAUACUGUAACACCAAGAGCCUCAGUCCAUCACAUGCCCUUUACUUUCUAAACUGGCUGGGAUAGCCACAAAAUCAAAGCCAGGGUCCUCUUUUUUUUUUUAAAUCUUAGUUUACUCUGGGGAUCAAUACAAAACCCUGUUCUCCACCCUCUCUACAGUUUUAAUAGAGCAAUCGUGUAACUCAAGAUGUAUGGCACCAAAAAAAACAAAAAGAGAAAAACUAAGCUAAAGUUAUUUUACUUUGCCUUGCAAUCAGGCAACUCAGGUACCUACUGCUCCAAAGACCACACAUCCCAGAAUCCUCAGAAUAAUAUCUUGUGAGGCAUAUUCAUGUCAAAGAUGGGUGAUAACAGAAGUGAUCCUUUUAUUCUUUAGCCUUUUAUAGCUCUAAACCUAGAAUAAUCAGACAGGCUUGGAAAAGAGGAAAUCUGAGAGCCAAACUAUCAGAUGUUCGACCCUUUUAGAAAGACACACCCUUCUAAACCAUGUAACUCAAUAAUAUAUGACUGACAUAUUACUGACAUUUACCUGUCAGUUACACAGAGGCAUAGCCUGACCCAUUCCCUUGUUGUCAGGGAGGGCACUUAUAAAGAGUUAAUAGCUGGAGGCUAUAGGUUUUCUCACACAUUCCAGGAAAAGUGUAGAAUCUGACACUGGAAAUGCAAGGUGACUUAAAGUGUAACAUUACAAGGACAAUCACAGUCACUCCUAAUACUAAGGUAUUUUAAAGCAACAUCAACAAACAACAUCAAACAGGCAAAAUCAUGGCUUUUCGCCUACAUGUCACAGUGUCAGCAAAAAACAAAAAAAUUAACCAUAGAUUAUUUUUUCUUGCUUGCUUAUCUUGGAAUUUAUCUCAGAAUUUAGAUUUAAUAACCUUAAAUUUCAAGUUAUUGUCUCAAUUUUUAGUUAUUUUCUCAGGAGUUUGAUUUAGUCAAAAUUUUGAGAUAACCUGAAUUUACUUAUGGACUGCAAACGUUUUUUUCUUUCGGUGAAGGAAACGAGCUUCCAUAGGCUCCUGGUUGUAAAAUUACAAAAAAAUUAAAAUCUCCAUGACAAUUAUUAAAAUAUGAAUAAGUUGCCAUUCCCAAUCCUAAUAUUUAACUAUAUUAAAAAUGGAUGUGUUAAAAGUUUGAAGAUUGUCUUGCCUUAAAAAACAAAACAUAAAAAACAGACUUGCUUUGAUCGCUGCAAAAGAAAAUAGGAAGUAUGUAUAAUAGUCUUAAUUUACUGCAUUCUGUGUACACUGUUACAAUUUGAGCUAAAGGUGUUAAUUUUUUUUUGCUGCAGUUGCAUUUUAAAGAUUUUUUUUAACUACUUGUUUUACAAUGUACUGUAUUUAGAAAUCCUCUUAACACGCUCAUCACGCUGUUGUUUUUCUGCUUCUGCAUUGUUGUAACGGAACACAGCGAGGAGGAUGAAUGAGAGGCGAUAAUGCUGCUAAAGUCCAGCCUGUGCUGCGCUGUUUGUGUUUAGCUUUAUGCAUCUGAUAUGUAAUAAACAUAUAAAGCCACUUCUGAGUAACACUGUAACACAGAUUCAACCCACACAGGUCGCAGGUGAGCUGUAUGAGCUUGUUUAUGUUCUCAUUGCUUGUUGCAACUUUUUUAUUGUUUUCUGCUGCACCUGUAACAUAUUCCUCAAACUCUGUGAGAUAUCUUCAUUUCAAAUGUCUUUUCUUUGUUUUAAUUAUUAGCAUAGGCUCACUUGAAAAGCAAAGCACAGUGUGUUAUUACCGCAUGCCUGAAAUUACACCCCGGUUUGCUUCCAAUUUCAAAAGGAUUUGUUAUUUUUAUAUCAUCACGUCUUGUGAUCUUUAAGGCCUUUCCGUCUUUUUUUCAGGCAUGAAUUGGCGAAUGAGUAUAAAAGCAAAGAGAAAUGUCUGGAUGCUCGAGCAAUGUGCAGUGUGGUGGAGAGGGUAGAGAUUAGCAGUUGUUUGUGUGUUUCACGUGCGUUGUUAAAAAAAAAAAAAACAAAAAAAAAAAACUUUGCUGUCAAGAAAGGA
Messenger RNA from Archocentrus centrarchus (flier cichlid), 3657 nucleotides. RefSeq names its product tubulointerstitial nephritis antigen-like 1 (gene tinagl1). Gene Ontology annotation, molecular function: cysteine-type peptidase activity; peptidase inhibitor activity. The transcript has 12 exons. NCBI's taxonomy places the organism in Eukaryota, Metazoa, Chordata, Actinopteri, Cichliformes, Cichlidae. The record is from RefSeq and is a predicted model, not a curated record. Gene Ontology annotation, biological process: proteolysis. Bases 145 to 1572 code for a protein of 475 amino acids.